Messenger RNA from Sarcophilus harrisii (Tasmanian devil), 8554 nucleotides. RefSeq names its product phosphatase and actin regulator 2 (gene PHACTR2). Gene Ontology annotation, biological process: actin cytoskeleton organization. Bases 412 to 2331 code for a protein of 639 amino acids. The record is from RefSeq and is a predicted model, not a curated record. Gene Ontology annotation, molecular function: actin binding. The transcript has 13 exons. NCBI's taxonomy places the organism in Eukaryota, Metazoa, Chordata, Mammalia, Dasyuromorphia, Dasyuridae.
AAAACUUAAGUACCAUGACUAAGUACUUUAAUUUCUUUUCAUUGAAGUCUUAUAGGAUCAGUUACUACGGCAUCCUUUGUGUUAAAGGGGAGGGUCUUGGUCCGUGAGCAAACUCUGGUCUAGUUGUACCAGCUAGGGACUCCCUCCCUACGACCUUUGACCUCGAGUAAUCUGCAUAGAGGAAUGACAGGCAUUCAGUGGAACAGGAACCAGCGGAGCUGGGUUGCAAUCGGAGGUGGACUUUCAGACAAGCGGGAGAGGCCGGCGGGAGGUGCCUGGGGAACUCAGACCAGAAAGACGCUUACGGGAAAGGUGAAAUGAAUCAUUGGAAGCCCUUGGGGGAAAGAAUCCAUGACCAAAGAACCAAAAGAGCUGCAUGAUUACUGGCCCCCGGCCCGCUAAAGUGCAGAAAUGGGCCAGACCUCAGUCUCCACGCUGUCUGAGCAACGUUCUAGUGUUGAUGGACUGGAUAAGGCUUCCAUUGCAAACUCAGAUGGACCCACAACAGGUUCCCAGACACCGCCUUUCAAAAGAAAGGGCAAACUCUCUUCUAUAGGCAAGAUUUUUAAACCUUGGAAAUGGAGAAAAAAGAAGACCAGUGACAAAUUUAGAGAGACUUCAGCAGUGUUAGAAAGGAAGAUAUCCACAAGACAAAGUAGAGAGGAGCUGAUAAGAAGGGGAGUACUUAAGGAAUUGCCUGAUCAAGAUGGAGAUGUAACUGUAAACUUUGAAAAUUCAAACGGGCACAUGAUACCCAUCGGAGAGGAGGCCACACAAGAGGAAAAUGUAGUAAAAUCUGAAGAAGGUAAUGGCUCUUUGUCUGAAAAAGCAACAACUGUGGAAGAAAAAGCAGAAGAUAAGAAAGAAAAUCACUCUGAAACAUCGGCACACCCAGUUCCAGCUCCUCCUAAGCCCAAGCCUAAACCUAAACCCAAAAAAACAGCUGCACCUCCAAAAGGGGCUGCUGCUGUACAGGCAAGCCACAAGGGUGAUGAAGCACCACCCAGUAAAAAAACCACCAAGGCUCCUGGUAAGCAGCCCCCCAUCCCUCCACCCAAGCCGACAAGCCGAGGGGUGACCCGAGAGGUCGCUAGUUCCUCUCACUUGAAAAAAACAACUGUGUCGAAGUCAUCAUCUUCCCCAUCAACUUCUACCACCUCAUCUCGUUCCAAAGCUUCCAAGGAGCCAGCUUCUAGCAAAACAGCCACAGCAGGGACUUCACGGGGCAAGAAAAAAACAGGCAAACAGUCAACCUCCCGUCCACCUCCAGAGAAAGCUGUUUCUAGCAAAUCUAAUCUCAAGUCAGAGCCUUCAGAAAUCAGAGUAGAAAAUCUGAAGACAGAUUCUCCUCCCAUUUCAGAAGAGCAGAAUACAGACCUACAGAAUAAAUCAGUAGUUCCUCCUCCACCUGUAGCACCACCUCCUCCUCCACCAGCCCCUUCUCUUCCUCUUGAAAAUCAAUGCAUUAAUGUGUCUGAUGUUCCGGCUGUCACGGUUAGCAAUGGGGCUAGCCUAUCUGUCUCUGCCUCAAACUCUAGUCAUCUUAAGACAGAAGAGUUGACAGACAGAACCACUCUUCCUUCAGAUACCAGCUUGGGUGUUAACAGAGAAAACAAAAAAUGUUUGACAGCCAAAGAAGAGCUGAUGAAGGAAGCACCACGGCUAAUGAUUCCUGUUUUGAUGGGAGAGUCUUCUGAAUCUCUCAGCAGCACAGAGGUUGAAGUUCGAAGAGAGAACCAAGCUAAUGAUUCUGAUUCAGAUGGGCCUAUUUUAUAUACGGACGAUGAUGAUGACGAUGAUGAUGAUGACGAUGACAGUGGUGAAAGUGCUUUGGCAAGUAAAAUACGUCGCAGGGAUACUCUUGCCAUCAAACUUGGCAACAGACCAUCUAAGAAAGAAUUGGAAGACAAGAAUAUCUUGCAGCGAACCUCUGAAGAGGAGAGGCAGGAAAUUCGACAACAGAUUGGAACAAAGCUCGUCAGGCGAUUAAGCCAGAGGCCAACGAGUGAAGAACUAGAGCAAAGAAAUAUCCUAAAACAAAAAAAUGAAGAAGAAGAACAAGAAGCAAAAAUGGAACUGAAACGCAGACUCAGCAGAAAGCUCAGUUUGAGACCAACAGUGGCAGAACUACAAGCAAGAAGGAUUCUUCGGUUUAAUGAGUACGUUGAGGUCACUGAUUCUCCUGAUUAUGACCGCCGAGCAGACAAACCUUGGGCCAGACUAACACCUGCAGAUAAGGCAGCAAUAAGGAAAGAGUUAAAUGAAUUUAAAAGUACAGAAAUGGAAGUCCAUGAAGAGAGUCGACAGUUUACAAGGUUUCACCGCCCUUAAUGAAAUGCAAGACUAUUGUGAAUCAAUCAUUUGCUGAUAAUCUUUGGGGAAAGCACUGUUUCCUGAAGACUUGAGAUUGCACUGGAAUUUGAAUGUGUGUGUGUGUUGCAACUUCACCUGUGAUAAAGAAAGUGGCCCUUGGUUUUAUUGGAGAAAAACUCUUCCCCUUUUACUGGAGAGCUCUGAUAGAGGGCAAAGGAAAAAAGAGAACACAGUGAUCCUUUUUGUCCAGCAAGUGUUGAUGGUAAGAGAUACUCUGCUUCAGCCAUGAUCAACUCACAUGGCUAUACAGACUUUUAUUCAUUAGAAUUUUUACCAAGGAAGAUGAGCAGAAGACAAUCAUGGGCUUCCCUUUUUAAGGAAUACAGAGUUUUAUGGUAAUCAAGAAAAAUGUGGAGUGGGAUUAUGAAACACUGGGAAUCAAGGUGGAAAAGAAAAGGAAAAAAAUACGUAUUUCAACUUAGUAACAGAAAUCAGACAAACUAAAAAUAAAAUGUAUUUUUUGCCAUAGAAAUUUGUUAGGUAAGAAUGCUUACCCAGAAAGAAUUUACAAAUAUGACUACCUAAUGACUCAGAUCUGUACCCGGAAGACUGUUCAGAUUUCAUCAAUACUUUAGUAAUAUACCAGUAGUUUUAAUUUAUUUGGUGCCGUGAACCCAGUUGCCAGGAACAAGUCUAAGUGUUUUCAUACAUAUUUUUCAUAAAUUCAAGAGGCUUGCACAGACUCUAACAAGCAUGCUUAAAGAAAUGAUGUUGCAUGCUUAAGUAGCAAAACUAAACAUGCUUUACAUAUUUUUAUACUCUUACUCAAUGUACCUUCCAUGGUUCUAGAAUUACAAGAGUGCGAAUAAAGCAAGAAAUAAUGUGAUUCUAUAGGACUGCAGCAAGUUUAGAAACAAAGCAUCUGACCUUUCUCUCAAGCUACUAAACUCAUAAGUGAAAGUACCCUAAGUAUGAAGAAAAACAAUUGACAAUCAUGAUAUCAUUUUAAUUUUUAACCCAAAGUCAAAACUCAUUUGAAUUACAGAUGUCCUGCCUGUAAUUAGUUUCAAGCAGAAAUUAUCAGGACUAUGUUUUUUAUUUAUUUAUUUUUAUUAGUUUAAAUGCUGCGUUAUUUGGGAUCUUUGAAAUGCUGCUACAAAGAAAAAUGUGUGGAUUACUAAGUACUCAGCAAGAGACUUUAAAACCUUACAUAAAACCUGUUACAAUAUGUAUAAAAUUACCUAGUCUCAUUUAAUAAUUUGUAAACUGUAUCUCUGAGUAUAGUAUCGAAGUAUAGUGUUGAAAAUGAUCAGUAAGACUGGAAAUUGGGGAGGAAGGGAAUCCGAUUUUCUUAUGUUGGUCAAAGGAUAAGGUCAGUAUUAUUUACACUAAGGUCUCCUCUAUUGUCUUACUUGCCAAUACUUUGUAUUAAAUAUGUAUAUUAUAUGACUUAUCUGCUCCCAAACACCUGUAAUCAUAAAGAGAGGUUUUAAUUCCUUUGUUUAAAAUCAUCUUUAAAUGUAUGUAAAUACUGUAGUAUGUUUAAUAGUAAUUUGUAUUUCCCUUUUAUUUUUUUUCCCUAAUACAUAAAGUAUAUUGACAUUAGGCAAGGUCCAGGUGGGAUUUUAUCUCUUCCCUCAGAUCUUGACCAGGAAUUUCCUGAAAGUCCUUAGUUCAUAAUUUUGAAGAUUAUAAUUUUACAUUUCAGAAGCAAGCAUGAAAUCUGGUAGCUAAAUUAAGUAAGAUCCUACCAUUUAUUGAUAUUUUCAAGAACAGCUAACUGGAGAGUUUCGGGAUGAUUUUUAUAAAAUAUAUUUAAACAUCAGCUAGCUCUUUUUAUUUAAAGUAGGCUACACAGACAUUUACUCAUGCUCUAAAUUGAUAUGGCUAUCUCAGUUGACUGAAGAGUUCUUCUGUCAGAGUCCCAUAAAACAUUCAGAACUUCUUAGUUUUAUAGCAGGAACAACAAAUACUAUUUUAUAGCCAAUAAAAGUAAGUAUCCCUGUUUCAUCCCUUGAUGUAAGGAAUUAAUAACAAAAUCAAUCCAGAUUCUGAAGAAUUAUCAUUUUAUAAGUGUUGAAAGAUAUGUUUCAUUGAGGAAAUGAUGAAAACAUGAUCCUUCUGCAUGUGCAAGUGCUUUUGACUUAGUUGUGUCAAUUUCUAUAGCAAUUUCUAAAAAGCCAUAGAAAUUAAUUCUGGACUAAAAUGUGGCAACAACAUAACAUGUUAUUUUUUCAGCUUUAAAAAAAUACCAAAGAAUAUAUUAACAUUUUUAUAUUUAAACUUUGCAACCUUUAAAAAAUAACUAUGAUUACCAAUGAUCAAGCCCCAUUGUAAAUAAUGAAAGACAGAUGUUUAUACCAACUUUUCACGUAGGAAUCAUGUCACAGAAUGUUAAUUGUUUGGCUGAUUUAAAAAAAAAAAAAAAAAAACCCUCUUCCUUGUCAGUAAAUAUGGUAUGUUAUUUCAGUUUUUUCUGUUCUACAAUGAAAUGCCCACAGAUUAGGAGAAAAAUUAGUCAUCUGAGUAAAUUAUAUAUUAUAUAUCACUAUGUGCAUUGACUUAUAAAAUACAUAUAGUAUUUAAUUCUAAUGACUAGAAUGGAAGAAAGAUUGAAGGAUGAAAAAUUCACCAAUUUAGGUCCUAAUCUGAUAUUUAUGUGACUAGAAUUUCUGAUCAUUUUUACUAGCACUAUAGGUUAAAAGUCAAAAGAGGAAACAGUUAUAAGAGCCUGAGUCUUCAUCUAAAACCCCUAGAAAAUAACUUUUCUAUUUCAAAUUAUUGUAUGACUUAUAGAUUUCUACAGAUUUCUUGGCAAGUCUACAUAAUUAUUGAAUGGAUCAGAGGGCCAGGAGUGGGAAGACCAAAGAGUAUUGAACAUUUCCUUUAAAAUAUAUAAAAGCUGAACAAGGUAUACAAUUACCCUGUUUAAGAUAGUGCUCAGCCAGACCAAAAUUUCUAACAGAGUUGAUCAGCAAUUAAUAAAACAAACAAAAUAAAUUAUAUCAAAUGGACCCAGUUUUAACCAAUUAAAAUUCUGAGAUUUUAUCAAUAAUUUAAAACAGCCAUUCUAGAAUUAUUAGCUGUAAAUGUUUCGUUCAACUACAUGACAGCAUACCUAAUCUGACUCUUUCUGAAAAGUUGGUAUGUCAGAUCAUUUCAUGUGUGAUAAUUUUUAAUCAGAAAUCUAAAAUAUCAUCAGGAAUAUUUCUGUUGCUUUUUUUGUUAUUGUUGUUGUUUCUUAUAUUUGUAUCUGAAGUAAAUCUGGUCCUAAUUUACUAAAUUUUAUGAAAUGGCUUGAGGUAUAAUUUGGAUUUAUUAAAUGUUUGCGUAUGUGAAAUUACAAAUGAUAUUUAUAAGAAAUAUAAUAUAAAAUCCCCCAUUAAGAAGGAGAAAUAUUUUAGCAACUCAGAGAUUUCAAGUGAAAAAAAUUGUCAAGCAUCUAACUGUUUAAUUAUCAGGAUUAAAUUUCUACUUUUGUUGUCCUUUCUUUUUUUGAAUGAACAAACAAAAGCAUUUAUUGAAUACAUGCUAUGUGCCAAGUACUGUGCUAAGUAUGUUAAUAAUAUCCACUGUAAUAAGAAAAACACAUACUCUCAGCAUUAGUUUCAAUUUGACUACAAAUGAGUAGAUAGUAAGAACACCUCAGAAGUACUGAAUAUACAAUAAAAUUCACUAAAUAUUGUAAAUAAAAAGUAAACUCCCUAAAGAAUUAAGGCUCAUAAACUUCCAGUUAAUUCAGAACUGCAUCAGCACUUUUUGUAAUAGUGGCUUAUAAUGAAAAUGUAAGCAUUAACACUGCAUUUUCUAAUGUAUUGCCACAAUAUUAUAUAAAGUGUUAAUAGUCAUUUUACUUGUCUUUUAUGGAAUUAGAUUUAUGUAGCUGCCAGAAAUUAGCAUUAUCCUACUGUGUGCAGGAUUAAAAAAGAAAACAUUAUUUCCCAGCUAUAGAGGUAUGUCCAUAUUUAUUAAAAUGGUGGUUUUCUUUUUCCAUGUUUUCAUUCUUGAAAACCCAUUUAAAUAUCUGAAAAGUUAGGGUUUUUCUAUUGAUGGCAGCCUCAAAUUUGGUACAGUUCCAAAUCUUAUGCCUAAGCAAUUAUAUGGCAAACUAAAUUAAGGUCUAAUCCUACUGAUUAAAUUGCUCCCUUUGGAAAAUGAAUCCAUUCUUUUAGAACAUUAGGGCACCUAUUGGGUACUAAGGAAUAACUUAGAUUGCAUUAACUUUUUAUGUUGUAUCCUGGUGUCCACUUCAAGCCAAGACAUUUCACUAUGACAAUUCCUAAAGAGAAACUAAGAGUUUUUUUUUUUUUUAUUUUAGUAUACUAUUUUUCUUCUGCAAAACAACUCUUGUUUUUUAAAAUGCUUUUGGGGGGUGUGGGUAUGAGAAAUAAUUUCAAUUCAUAUGGGAUUUAAUGCAAUAUAAAUUUCAUUUUAUUUGUUGCUUUGAAUGUAGGCCAAACUUUCUAGUCUGCCUGUAUAAUAGGAUUUGAAGAAGUAGGAGACAAACACCCUUUCCCCCCAAAAAACAGCCACUGUUGUUCCUUCCAUUCUUGUAGUGUCCCUUCUUUGAGUCUCAAAGGCUUUUCAGUUCUUAGAGUUUUCCAUCACUUCUUCUCUGCCAAAUAGAAAUCUAUCUAGUGAGAGAGUAUGUAAAUGUAGGGUUGGGGAAUAAUCCUGUAUUAAAAUAAGCAUUAUUUGUAAUUCUUUAGUGAGAAUUUCUGGGCACCUUACUGAGAGGGAGGCCCUAAGGAAUUAUCAAAAGCUAGGCAUUUAGCUGAGUUUUAGUGCCAAAUACUAACUCCCCUACUUCAAAAUUGUGUUUUAAUUGGUCAAACUGCCUGAUGGUUUUCCUGGUAUUAUUGAUUUGUUUAACAAAAACAAAAAUGGGGUUAAGAUGGAGAGAAAGAGGAUAACAUUCCACUUGUAGAGAAAGAAACUGCAGUCUAUUAACUCAUCAUCAUAUUUGAUCAAGCAAACUUCAACCCAUGGGUUCAAAACUCACCACUCAAACUAUUGGACAGGCCUUUGAAGAAGGCCAUUGUAAGAAAAGCACAUGGUUCAGUUUUCCUAAUAAGAUGUAUAAAUAAUUGUAUUAUGUAGGAAUUAUGGAUUAACCAUGCACUGAACACAUUGUUAAUUUAUCUUAGGUGACAGAUAUACAUGAAAAUCAUGCCAAGUUUUACAUAGGUAAGACAUUAAAAUUUAUUUAAAAAAUACUGAAAUAAGUCCAUUCUAUUUGCUACUGCUUUUUGUAGUAGUGACUUAAUGUUAACAGUGUUUUAAGACUGUCAAGAAACUUGUUUCAUCAAAGACAGAGAUGAAUUAGUAAUGUAGUCAUCCUUAUUUUUUUUAUUCAAAAUGAAACCAUUAAAUGUUUAGACAGAGAGCUAUUUUGAUUAAAGAGUGACUGUUGUGAACUUUUAGAUGGUGCUUAUGAAUUCUUAUCUUUCCAAAUAGAAAGUGGUAUUUUUUUUAGAAGAAAAUAAAAGGAGUAUGUAAGACAAAAUACCACUCCAUCCUCAGGUCAUUUUUAUGGUAUGUUUAAAGCCAAUGAUUGUUCCACUUGCCAUUUUUUCUUCCUAUACUACAAGGUUGUUAUGUUUAACAGUAUUGGUUACAGUAAAGUUAUAUCAGUAUGGUUAAAGGUAAGAUUAUAUAAUUAUUACAUUGCUUUGAGAAGCUUCACAAUUAAAAGUGGUCCAUGAUAGGUUAAGUUAGCAUUUAAAAAAUUCUAAUUCACUCAAGGUAAUAUAUAUGACAACUAAAAUCAAGGCAGCAAUUUUUGUUAUAAUUUUCAUUUUUCAGUAUUUUAUUCCAUAAUUUAGGAUUCCUCAUCUCCAAAUUACUAUGCAUGAAUUUCACCAGACUUAGUACUUGGUAAAGCCUAGAACUUGUCAGUCAUUUAUUUGCUUUUUCAGAGUAUAUCCAAUGUAACAGAAAUGUUAAAACAAAAAAAAUAUACUUUUUGUUAUUGUAAAUUUUGGCUAUAGUGACAAGAAUGGCGAGCUGUGAUCAAUAUCCAAUGGACUGGUGGUAGAUUUCCAGUGAGUGAUAUGAUGCUGUAUAUUGCACAGGAGUGAUACCUGUGAAUGUAAAUAACUAGUGAAAAUGACAGUUUCUUUUUGGUUCUUGAUAUGUACUGUAUUAUAAUAUGUGUGUGAUAUAUACACACAUAUAUACAUGUAUAUGUAUUCCACUGUUGUAAUCUGAAAAAAGAAUAUGCAUUAUCUUUUUUAUACAG